AUGGUCCAAAUUUUUGGAAUAUACCACCUGCUAUUGAUUAUGAGAUACGUGCAAAAUAAAAAGUCCAUGAGAAAUGUGCAACUCGCUUCUUCUUUUGUUAAUAUUUUAUCUAUCCUUGCAUCAGUUUUAUAAGCGCUGGCUGUUCAUAAUAACCUGUGGUCGAGUUCAAGUUGACGUUAAAAUUGAGCGGGACGUAAAGUUAUUUGUUUUGGUGUAAGUUAUGUUUUUCGUUUUAAGUAAUUUUAAAUUACACCAAACCAAUUGAUUAUAGCAAAAAAGUGAGAAAACUGUAUAAGAUGGACGACUCACAAAGUUCCGACUUUCUGUCUGAAAGUACCGAUAUAUUUUGCAAUAGUCCUACUGAAGAAGUAACAAUGGACUCCGACACAUAUAAAUCUCAGGUAACAAGCACGAAGUUUGCUUUUUCUGGUAUUAGAAAGGAGAUUAAGAGGACAUCAUUUUCAGUCAAAUUUUCUACUUUAUUGGACGAUUGUAGUACCUGUGUAACUCAGAGUUUAGACUUAAUUACAGAAUUGUUAAGUGGAACGAGCUUCAAGCAGAAUAUACUUGUGGAGUACAUGAAUAAUGUGGUUUUCUUGUUACAAUCUCUCUCAGAUUUGAUCAAACAUGUCAUUGAGACAAUAUCUGUGUCUUGUUGCUCAAUGAAGACUUUUCCAACUGUCACAGGGCAUAUUAUUAAGCUAGUAUUUACACAUUGUAAGGACAGUGAAUCUCUCUAUGGAAACAAAUUAAACUAUGUGGAACAACAACUUAAAGACUUAUUCCGAUCUUGCCAUGAGUUGCAGUUGACUUACCUUAUGGUUUUAGAGAAACAUAUCAUCUUUGAUUUAACUGAGAAAGAAGAACAAGAUAUACUUACAUCAGCACUAGACAUCAAUUUGAAGAUAGGUGAGAUUGUACAGAGCCUUGAUGUGAAGACGAUGGCUGAACAAUGGAAGGCCUACACCAUGAUCUGUGAGAAGUACUCCCACUGCCUGAAGGACAAGAGGAUAUACAGCAACUGUACUAAGAUACUGUGUGCCAUGAUCACAAGUAAUAUGAAAACUGCAUUGGAGGAAAAUCUAGAAGAGAAAGUUGCAUUGCGGUCACUUAAAGUGAGCAGUUUCACUAUAAAGAUUUUAAUCAGAGUUUGUAACACAUUUAGACAAGCCAGCAUUAAGGAUCAUCAGGGUAUUGUGGAACUUCUACUGUAUGUAUUUGUUUAUAACGAGGCUUAUCUGCUAACAAUGGCUGGGAAAACGUUGCAGUUUAUAAAUCUUUUCAAUAACAAUGUUAGUAGUCCAGUGAACUCUCUGCUUGCUGAACUCUUAGUGGACGAGAAUUUUGUCGAUUGUAUUUGUAAUUAUAAUGUGAACAAAAUAGAAAGAGACGACAAAUUACUUGGUUUAUUACUGUUAGUGAUUGCAGUAAUUAGAAUAUUAUUACAAAAGCAUACUGAUCAAUCUUUAAAUGUGCAAAAAUAUAAGUUGAUCAACGCUGUAUACAAAUUAUUGCCUUAUUGUUACGUUUGGUUUAACCUGGGCCUCCGUUUCAAGUGCGACAAACCUAGCCGACAGUACCAAACGUACGGACUAUACGAACAUGUACUUACACACACAGCAGCUUUAUCUGCUGUAUGUAAUACUGAAGAAAUUCAUCUCUUGGAGAAUAAGAUGAUGGAAGCAAUUCUCAGUACAGAAUGUUCCAGUGCUAUGUUUUCGUCAAAUCUAUGGUUAUUGAUAGCAAGAAUAUCCCCUCGACAAUACUUACAAGGGGUUGUUGUAUCACUAUGCAAGUUGUAUCAAAAACUAGAGAAAAACACAUUUGCCGAAUCUCCCCAAAGAGUUCAUUUAACACAUACGAUCACUGCUCUAUACGAAACAAUGGUUAACGAAGACAAAAUGAAACUAUACAGCAUGUUCUCAAUUUACGAGGACAGAAAUGCAUCUUUAUGGACCUGUUUGAAACUAUAUAAUUUGCCCAACGAGGCACAAAUGAACGCUGAAGAUAUUGUUUUAGAUAAAUUUCGAACGCAACUCCGAAACUUAACAGCUACUGAAAAUUUUGAAGAUGUAAACUUUUUGAUAAAUACAAUCCAUUCAGCCAGCACUUGUUCACUAGUGAAUAGAGAGGAGGAAAUGGAGAGUUUAUUUAUAGAGGCCUGGACGAAGGCUUGCCCUAAGAAUACGCAACACUUAAUUAAGUCACUGGAUGCAGGCACUGUAUGGUAUUAUAAGUAUUUAGAAGCAAUGGUUCAGUUGACUAAUUCUAUGGAACAUGUUUUUCAUGGACAUAGUGCUAAUGUUAUGAAGGUGCUACACUCCGUAUCAAACAUUGUCCAGUCAGGGUAUAAAGAAUUGAAAUUACUGUUGAUAAAUAUUCUAUGUAAAUUAGCAAAUUUCGAAACGAGUGUCAUGAAUAAACAUGUCGCAGAUUCCAUUCUCACGCAAACAUUUAGCAAAUUAUUUCAAGACACGGAUUUGAAUGUAAAGAAUAAAUUAUUUAUUAUGUUGCGGAAGUAUAGAACUGAUGUACUUGAUAAUAUAUUGUCUACGAUAGCUGAUGGGGACGAAUCAUUACGAGAUACAUGGGACUGUUUCAUCACUCACGGGAGAUUGAAGAGAGAAAAUUUCGAGUUAAAAGAGCAGUUACUCCUUGUCAGUAGUUUUAAAUAUUGUCAUAAAUGUGUAGAGAACGUCGCCGUUACAAAUUCUGGAUCCGUGACGAUGGAAAAGGCAGUCAGUAACAAUUUCGAUUUCGUUGAUAUCGAUUCGUUGUUUGACGCCGAUAGUGAUGCCGAGCCUGCGUGCAAGAAAGCAAAACUAAACUCAAAUGAAGUAGAACAAAUUAUUAGUAGGUUGGAACACGAUGUGACGUCACUCUAUGAAGCGUCUCUUAUAAAAGAGAAUACGUUCUCGUCCGAACAAAAACAUAGGAUUAAAAUUGUAUGUAAUACCUUGAACAAUAUAAUUGACUGAGUUUAACUGGUUUCAUUGUAAAUAAAUAAAACAAAAGAUAUUUCACAUUUAUAUUUAUUGUUGUGUUAAAAAAAUCUUUACAAAUAAGUGAAAUAUAGUAAUCAUUAUAAUAACCGUACUUAAAACCAGUAUUCAGAUUACACUGCCAUAAAAGAUCUCUAAAAGGUUUGGAUAUCAAACAUCUAAAGGGGAUAACAUUUUAACAGCAGUCAAUUUGUACAAAACAACCACUAGUUACAUAGUUAUGACAGUGUAACAAUACUGGUACUCGAGAAUAAACUAAAAUAGAUUUAAUUGAUACUCGGAGGUAAUAAGACCUUAGUUCACAUGUCAAACAGUAUCAACUAUCAUCAGUCGCACUUGAAAUGUAUGACUUCACCCUAAAUCGCCGAAACACUUACACUUGGUACAGUUGUACAGUACCGUAAACCAAAGUAUAAAUGUAAACCACAGCAACAGUUACUAAAUAAAUUCUAGUUAAAUAUUUAUAUCUAACAUACAUCAUUCACAUAGCUUAACUCUAUUCGUUCUAUUGAUCUCUUCAUAAUUGUGAUGGCGAAAUAUUUUUAAGAAAAUACUUAAAAUUGGCUAACUAAUAAUUAAAAUUAUUGAAUACACUGAUAAUAUUGCCGUACAUGUACAUACAUAAAUGGAUAGACAUAGCGGACGUAGCCAUUCCAAUAAAGCAUAAAGCCUAAGCAUAUCGUACAGCUAAAACUUAUGUAUUACAAUGAAAUAAAUUAUAAAAAUAAUACAUGAGAGUAAACAAUAACGUUGGAAUUAAUUAAUUAAUUUACGUGAAAUAAGAUCGUACGACUUUGUUAAUAUUAAUACUUGACGGACAGAUUUCCGUAGUGUUGAUCGUGAACACUGUUUGUGUUUUUUUACAAUAAAUCCAAAUAGAAUACAAA
Molecule: messenger RNA, 3889 nt
Organism: Trichoplusia ni (cabbage looper)
Lineage: Eukaryota; Metazoa; Arthropoda; Insecta; Lepidoptera; Noctuidae
Exons: 12
Coding region: 297-2978 (893 amino acids)
Source: RefSeq, a predicted model, not a curated record